AUGAUGUCAAAUAAAAAAGGAUUCACAAAGAAGAAAUUAGCCAAAGUCUGCUUCGAUUACACUCCAAAUGCUGAAGAUGAACUCGAGCUUCAUACGGGGGACGUUCUUGAAGUAUUAAGAGAGGUUGAAGUAGGCUGGUGGGAGGGUCGGCUAAAUGGCAAAACAGGAUUGUUUCCUUCAAAUUUUGUGGAAAGUUGUGAAAAUCCAGAUGAUGAGGAGAAAGAAAAAAGUGUCAAAACAGAUGAACCAGAAAAGAAAGAUAUCAGUACUGAUCCUGAAACAAAAGGGAAGAAAAUCAAAGGGGUUGGAUUUGGCAAUAUAUUUGAAAGGGGCCCUAUUAAAUUGAGACCUUCUGCAAGUGGGUGGAAACCUGAUGUUGAUGAUGCAAAGGGCGAGAAGUCUCCACCUGGCAAUAUUUCAGCCCCGGUUAAGAAAAACAAACCUUUUGGUCCUUUUCUGAAUGUAGCACCCGAGAAGGCGAUUGCUCGCUUCUCCUAUCAUGCUGAGAAUGAAGAUGAGCUGAGCCUGAAGGAAGGAGACAUAAUCACUGUCAUUGAGAAAGAACUAGAAGAUGUUGGCUGGUGGAAAGGUGAAAUUAAUGGAAGGAUUGGCGUAUUUCCUGACAACUUUGUGGAGUUGAUACCAUCCCAGGAAGAGCUACCAAAACAGAAGAUGAGCUCCUCUCAGAGCAGCAGCAGCAACAACUCUGGAAUGAGAUCCACUCGCAGUAACAGCGAACCAAUUUUCAUUCUUUGUUUUUCAAAUAUUAUUUCAGCUUUCUUUCUUUUUGAUCUGUGUGCUUUCAUGUUAGACUCUUCAUUAUUAUUAACUUUCUGA
Acanthosepion pharaonis is the source of this 837-nucleotide messenger RNA. The record is from the annotation of a GenBank genome assembly. NCBI's taxonomy places the organism in Eukaryota, Metazoa, Mollusca, Cephalopoda, Sepiida, Sepiidae.